Messenger RNA from Thunnus maccoyii (southern bluefin tuna), 852 nucleotides. Its product is annotated as CMP-N-acetylneuraminate-beta-galactosamide-alpha-2,3-sialyltransferase 1-like. Lineage: Eukaryota; Metazoa; Chordata; Actinopteri; Scombriformes; Scombridae. The coding region runs from base 1 to 852 and encodes 283 amino acids. The record is from RefSeq and is a predicted model, not a curated record. Gene Ontology annotation, molecular function: beta-galactoside (CMP) alpha-2,3-sialyltransferase activity. The transcript has 7 exons.
AUGCUUUCCACAAUCGGAAAAAUCUGGGUUGUCGUUACCCUACUGUGUAUCACUGCCAUUGACGGUGAUCCAUGGUUUGGGGAGCUUAUCAAUGGAGCUCCCAAACCCUUUUUGUCAAGAAAAUAUGUAACCCCAGAAGGAGCUUUCAACUGGUGGAAGCACGUACAGAACGAAGGACGCCCCUACAGUUUCUUCAAUACAACAGUGCACAACCUGUUUCAGAUUUUUCCACCCACUCCACCUUUUAUAGAGUCCAGCCCCAGCCGCUGCAUUACUUGUGCUGUGGUGGGGAACUCUGGCAAUUUGAAGGGAUCACAUUAUGGAGCUCUGAUAGAUUAUCAUGACAUCGUAAUAAGAAUGAACCGUGGCCGUACCAAAGGCUAUGAAGAAGAUGUUGGGACUAAAACAACUCAUCAUGUGAUGUAUCCAGAGAGUGCUAUUAAUUUGGGCAACACCACUCAUCUUGUGCUGUUUCCAUUCAAGAUAAAUGAUUUGCUGUGGCUCCUCAGAAGCUUCACCCCAAGAGAAAACGGUCCUGUGAAGACAAUAGCUAACAAGGAUUUGGUGAUGAUCCUCAACCCAGGUUUCAUGAAAUAUGUUCAUGAAAAUUGGCUGGGAAAGAAGGGCAGGUAUCCAUCCACUGGCUUUAUGACUUUGGCUCUCAGCAUGCACAUGUGUGAUGAGGUCAAUGUUUUUGGGUUUGGAGCAGACAGAGAUGGAAACUGGAACCACUACUUUGAAGUGCUCAGAAACAGAAACUAUAGAACUGGACCUCAUUCUGGAACACAUGAAUAUGAAGUUAUUCAACAACUACAUGAGCGCAAGAAAAUCCAGUUGUUUAGAGGAUGGUAA